AUGAUAAUGCGUGUUUCCGACAAGGGAAACUCAAAUGUCACUCUACAAUCAGAUGGCGUAGUGGACGAGGUCAUCCAUGCGAUCGAUAACGCCAACGAUGAAUUGAGGCGCUUGAACUUGGAGAUCUACAACAAUCCUGAAGUUUUGUUCCAAGAGACCAAGGCAUGUAAAUUACUGUCCGACUGGUUCGAGGCAAAGGGGUGGUCUGUGAAGCGGGGUGUCUAUGGCAUUGAAACUGCAUUCGAGGCUCGCUUCUCCCUACAUGAAGGAGGAAGAAUAGUGUGUUUCAACGCAGAAUACGACGCCCUCCCCGGCGUCGGCCACGCCUGUGGACACAACUUAAUCGCAACUUCCACAUUAGCGUCGGCAGUAGGCGUCGAAGCCGUGAUGAAAGCCCAUGAUUUGCCGGGAACCCUAGUGGUAAUGGGCACGCCCGCCGAGGAAACCGGUGGUGGAAAAUGGAUCAUGGCCAAGAACGGCGCAUGGAAAGGCUUCGACGCCUGCGUGAUGACGCACGGCAUGCCCGACUUCAGCACGCCAAUGUGCCUCACCAAAGCCUCCUGGAAGAUGCGCGCCAGAUUUCACGGCAGGACCGCACAUGCUGCGGCCGCGCCGUGGACAGGUCGCAACGCUUGCGAUGCUAUCGUACAGGCGUACAACGGGAUUGCUUUGCUGAGGCAGCAGAUCGCGAAGAAUGAGAGCGUGCAGGGCGUCAUCCUUGAGGCGGGCAAGGCGCCUAAUUUGAUUCCUGACUAUGCUGAGGGCGUCUUUAGUGUGAGAGCGCCGACCUCGCCGAAGUUGGAGGAGCUGAGGAGACGAUUCGACCCAAUUUUUCAUGCCGCUGCCGCAGCAACCGGAUGCACUGUCGAGCUUGAAUGGACUGCCCUAUACGAGGAUGUAGUGACCAACGAAGCACUAGCGGAACAAUAUCGCCAAUACAUGAUCCAGCAUCUAGGCUUAUCCCCAAAGCAGAUGUUGCCGUUGAAAGAAGCAGCGAUAAAGCACGACCAGUCGGGAAGCUCCGACUUUGGCAGCUGUAGCUACAUCUGUCCCGGAAUCCAGGCAAUGUUCGAUAUUAAUGCUGCCGAUCUACCACAUUCGGCCAAGUUCAAGGAGGCAGCUGGCUUGGAAUAUGGACAUAGGGAGGCACUGCGCGCUGGCAAGGCGAACGCGCUAAUCUGUCUUGAUGUUCUAAUGAACAAUGGGUUUGCGACAAGAAUGAAGAACGAAUUUAUAGAGGCCAUGAAGCGAGCCGGUCGCUGGGAAGACGAGGCAUAG
Messenger RNA from Truncatella angustata, 1278 nucleotides. RefSeq lists its product as uncharacterized. The record is from RefSeq and is a predicted model, not a curated record. Gene Ontology annotation, molecular function: dipeptidase activity. NCBI's taxonomy places the organism in Eukaryota, Fungi, Ascomycota, Sordariomycetes, Amphisphaeriales, Sporocadaceae. Bases 1 to 1278 code for a protein of 425 amino acids. The transcript has 5 exons.